AUUGUGCUACACAUGCAACAUUAAAACCACGCGCUCUACAGAGCUAUUUGCAUUUUAAUUAUUUCAUUUGUCUGGCAUUAGUUCCUUCUAGGAAGGUGCACACAGAGUAAAUGGUGAAUGGUGCAAUCACACGUGCAAAACGUGUAACACAUCACGGUGCGAUUACACUUCACACGUCUGUUUCAGCUGCGUCUCAGCGUACCACUUUAGUGUGUUGACAAAGUGCGAACGGAACGAGAAGAUUUGGAAAACGUUAAAUUUUCUGCCCCCUCCUUGGUACAUCAUUAGAGAUCUUUCCUUGCAGUGAAACGUGUACGCGUGGCGUGGUUGAGAGGCUGCUAAACAGCAGGAUUCCAACGAGUCCAAUCUCGUCAAGGAGUGUCAUAGUUGCGAUGGAGAAUAACGAGACGACAUCAACUACUCAUGAUUCGCACGGUGUCACAAAUGGACGUCUAGCGAAAGAUGUAGAGGAGAUUAAAAUACCAGUACCAUGGGGCCACGUCAGCGGGAAAUGGUGGGGACCGAAAAACGAGCAACCUAUACUGGCAUUACAUGGCUGGCAAGAUAAUGCAGGAACGUUUGAUGGCUUGGCAGAAUUUUUACGACCAAACGUGGCCAUACUGAGCAUAGACCUGCCUGGUCAUGGCUUCUCAUCCCAUUUGCCAUAUGGACAGAUGUACUAUAUAUUUUGGGAUGGGCUGGUCUUACUGCGUAGAAUUGUUAAUCAUUACAAGUGGAACAAGGUGAAACUGCUCGGGCACUCGUUGGGUGGUGCUAUAGGCUUUCUGUAUGCGGCAACGUAUCCCAAUGAAGUCGACUUCCUCAUAAGUCUGGACGUUGUUAGUCCACUCGUUAGGAAUGUUGAAAAAAUAGCUUCUCUUACUGGAGAUUACAUUGACAAAUUUUUGAAGUACGAUCUGCUGAUGCUGGACUGCGUACCAUGCUACGAGUACGAUGACAUGAUAACAAUAGUGGAAAACGCUUACGAGGGGUCCAUAACAAGGGAAGCAGCAGAGAUAUUAAUGAAACGCGGUAUGCAACCGGCGCACGAAAGGGGCAAAUAUUAUUUUUCCCGCGACCCGAAGCUAAAGGUUUCGUUCUUGGGCGUGCUGUCUCUGGAUUUAAUACUUCAAUUCGCAUCCCAAAUAAGAUGCCCUUACCUCAACAUUCGUGCAAUUCCCGGGCAAACUAUUCACGGUGAAAAUUAUGGGAAAGUAUUGGAGAAGGUGGAAGAAGGGGUUAGAAGAUUCGAGUAUCACGAAGUAGAGGGCACCCAUCAUGUGCACUUGAACGAACCUGAAAAGGUUGCGCCUAUAAUUAAUCGUUUUCUGCGAGAUUAACAUGCAUAAAUGUUAAUUUAUAAUUAUUAGUAGAUGCCAUUACUUAAGGACAAGGUUGUAUCAGAAAACUUUUGUGUGAUAAACGUUAGAUUCAUGUCUUUAUGCAAGAGUUACUGUAUGCUGAUGUGAAUUGCUUUACAUUGACGCACACAGUGCUAGAUUGUCAAAUUCUAAAUACUGCAUUUAUGAAAAUGAUGUGCGAUAUUUAUUUACGAAAACGAGAUAGCAUCUUCGGCUGUGAUAAAGAAAAAUGUGUAGAUACAGCUAAACUGGGGAAAUAUCGAAAUAUAUCAUAUGUUUUAACUGAUGUGUUUCUAACAUAGCACUCCGCUUCCAUAAUUAUACUGAGUAAUCAAAUAAACUAUUUAAUUUAUUAACAGU
This is a messenger RNA of Ooceraea biroi (clonal raider ant), 1721 nucleotides long. RefSeq names its product probable serine hydrolase. Gene Ontology annotation, cellular component: membrane. Lineage: Eukaryota; Metazoa; Arthropoda; Insecta; Hymenoptera; Formicidae. The record is from RefSeq and is a predicted model, not a curated record.